This is a messenger RNA of Aspergillus steynii IBT 23096, 398 nucleotides long. RefSeq lists its product as uncharacterized. The record is from RefSeq and is a predicted model, not a curated record. The transcript has a single exon. Lineage: Eukaryota; Fungi; Ascomycota; Eurotiomycetes; Eurotiales; Aspergillaceae. The coding region runs from base 102 to 344 and encodes 80 amino acids.
GUGUCUUUCGGGAAACCGCCGAGCGGUCGUUCCUCGAUGGCUUGCCUGAUCGAGCCCUGAGCGCGCUCUGUGUGGUUAGGAGAUCCGUGCCGGCGAGAUUUAUGGUGACAUCGUGGUGUUGGAGGCGAAGCUUAUCCUGGCUCGUAUAUUCGAUUGGGAAAUUACGUCAGGCUGGACAUGUACGGCGUAGGAUGGGCGUGGCGUGGUUGUACAGUACGCCGCUAUUUUUGUGCGUUUCUCUCAUGGGUUUGAUUCAUGUGGUACUGUUUGAGAUGAAGCAGGAAUCCCGAUUCACAGCCUUGCGGACAUGCUCCGGCCCUGCCCCCGACAUGUCACUGCGCUGAAUCCUGCAUAAGGCUCCAACGUGGAUAGAAAGGACCCGCGGUAUUGAGGCCCAA